AUGGAGAGUACGCCCAGCUUCCUGAAGGACAGCCCAGCCUGGGAGGAGACAGCCCCUGAGAAUGGCAUCGUGGGACCAGAGCCGGAUACCCCACCACAAGAUGGCCUGAGCCCUGCAGCACUGUGCCUGGGAGAGCCUGCUCCUUUCUGGAGGGGUGUCCUGAGCACCCCAGGCUCCUGGCUCCCCCCUGGCUUCCCCCAGAGCCCAAAGGACACGCUCCCAUUGGUGGAGGGCAAAGGUCCCCGGAAUGGGGAGAGGAAGGCUAGCUGGUCAGGCAGCAAGGAGGCGCUGUGCUGGAAGGAGGCGAUGCUUACCCAUCCGCUGGCAUUCUGUGGGUCAGCGUGCCCACCUUGCUACGGCCCACUGAUUCCGGAGCAUAACGGUGGCCCUCCCAAGAGUGACCCUGUGACCUUCCGACCCUUGCACUGCCCCUUUCUUCUGGAGACCAAGAUCCUUGAGCAAGCUCCCUUCUGGGUGCCCAGCUGCCUGCCACCCUACCUAGUGUCCAGCCUGCCCCCAGAGCGUCCAUGUGACUGGCCCCUGACCCCACACCCCUGGGGGUACUCCGGAGUCCAGCCCAAAGUGCCCUCUGCCUUCAGCUUAGGCAGCAAGGGUUUUUACCGCAAGGAUCCAAGCAUUCUCAGGCUGGCAAAGGAGCCACUGGUAACUGUGGGACCUGGGCUGCUGGGCUCAGCCCCUGGUGGGCAUCUCCAGAGAACUGGAGAGUCAGGAGUCGGCAGGCAUCAGAACCUUUGCCCCCUUGUCCUGGGGCAUCCAGACCCUGUUCCCCCGACCCCGUGGCCCACUCGUUCCCCAGGCCUGGUUCAUGGCAAUGUCUGGGCUGUACCGGGAGGCGGGAGCCUUGGGUGCCAGCUGAGGCCAUCAGCCAUAUCAAGGUGCCCCUCUCCUGGGCCUCCUACCACCCAGGUGGACGGUAGCUCACCUCACCCACCAGCUAGAGAUGGCGGUCUUGGCCCCUGUGGGAAGUGCCGGAAGGACCUGGAGGGGGGCACCAGUGGGCCGAGUGAGUCCAGCGAGGAAGCAAACGAGGCCCCUGGUCCCAGGGCCUGCCCGCCCAGCCAUCACACCAAGCUGAAGAAGACAUGGCUCACACGACACUCUGAGCAGUUUGGGUGCCCAGGCAGCUGCUCUGGGGAGGAGGAAAGCCCAGCAGCCCAGCUGCGGGCCCUCAAGAGGGCGAGCAGCCCUGAGGUCCAGGGAGCAGGGGGCAGCCCAGCUGCCAAGCGCCCCUCCGGCCCUUUCCCGGGCAGUGUGGGGCAGGGGGCCAGAGGUUGGCAGGAGCCGCUGGACUCAUCAUUUGGGAACAAGGCAGAGGCUGAACAGCGUGAUGACCACGGAGGACCCCGAGACAUCAGGGCCAGCCUCCAGGACCCAGGGCUCCAGGAUACACGUGGCGUGGCUCCCCCGGCAGCCAUGACUCGGUGCCAAAGCUGUGCCCAGGCAGCUGGUGAGGCGGGAGGGCCGGCCUGCCACUCCCAGCCCGUUCCCAGAUUGCCUCUGGGAGGGGAGCAGCCACAGGAGGAAGACUCAGCAGCCAGCUCCGAGGGAGGAGGGUCUGGCCCGGAGGAGGCCGGGCUCAGCAUGGGCCUCGCCAAGCACCUGCUAAGUGCUCUGGGAGACCGACUGUGCCGCGUGCUGCGGAGGGAGCGGGAGGUCUUGGCCUGGGCCCAGCGGGAAGGCCAAGGGCCAGCCGGGACAGAGGACAACCCAGGCAUUCCACGUUGCUGUAGCCGCUGCCACCAUGGACUCUUCAACACCCACUGGCGAUGCCCCUGCUGCAGCCACCGGCUGUGUGUGGCCUGUGGUCGCAUGGCGGGCGCUUGGAGGACCAGGGAGAAAGAAGGCUCUCAGGAACAGUCCAUGGAGAAGUGUACCCAGGAGGCUGGGCACAGUGCCUGUUCCCUGAUGCUCACCCAGUUUGUCUCCAGCCAGGCUUUGGCAGAAUUGAGCACUGCAAUGCACCAGGUCUGGGUCAAGUUUGACAUCCGGGGGCACUGCCCCUGCCAAGCUGAUGCCCGGGUGUGGACCCCUGGGGAUGGGGGCCAGCAGAAGGAGCCGACGGAGAAAACUCCCCCAACUCCACAACCUUCCUGCAACAGGGAUACCAACAGGACCAAGGACAUUAAAGAGGAGACCCCAGACUCCAGAGAGACCCCGGCAGAGGACCGUGCUGGCCAAGGGCCCCUGCCUUGUCCCUCUCUCUGUGAACUACUGGCCUCCACUGCUGUCAAACUCUGCUUGGGGCACGAACGGAUACACAUGGCCUUCGCUCCUGUCACUCCGGCCCUGCCCAGCGACGACCGCAUCACCAACAUCCUGGACAGCAUCAUAGCGCAGGUAGUGGAACGGAAGAUUCAGGAGAGAGCCCUGGGGCCGGGGCUGCGGGCCAGGCCGGGCCUGCGCGAAGGCCUGGGCCUGCCCCUCUCACCGGUGCGGCCCCGGCUGCCUCCCCCUGGGGCUUUGCUGUGGCUGCAGGAGCCCAGGCCUCCGCGAGGCUUCCACCUCUUCCAGGAGCACUGGAGGCAGGGCCAGCCUGUGUUGGUGUCAGGGAUUCAGGGGACAUUGCAAGGCCACCUGUGGGGGACAGAAGCUCUAGGGGCGCUUGGAGGCCAGGUGCAGGAACUGACCCCCCUCAGACCUCCCCAGCCCGCAAGGCUGGGCAGCACAACGUUCUGGGAGGGCUUCUCCCGGCCUGAGAUUCGCCCAAAGUCAGAUGCGGGCUCGGUCUUCCUGCUGCACAGAGCUCUGGGGGACGAGGACACCAGCAGGGUAGAGAGCCUGGCUGCCAGCCUGCCACUCCCAGAGUACUGUGCCCGCCAUGGGAAACUCAACCUGGCCUCCUACCUCCCUUGGGGCUCUGUCCUGCGUCCACUGGAGCCCCAGCUGUGGGCGGCCUAUGGUGUGAGCCCACAGUGUGGGCAUCUGGGGACCAAGAACCUCUGUGUGGAGGUGACCGACCUGGUCAGUGUCCUGGUACGUGCUGAAGCCCCACUGCCUGCCUGGCACCGGACACAGAAAGAUUUCCUCUCAGCCCUGGAUGGGGAGGGGCUUUGGUCUCCGGGCAGCCAGGUCAGCACCGUGUGGCACGUGUUCCGGGCACAGGACGCCCAGCGCAUCCGCCGCUUUCUCCAGAUGGUGUGCCCUGCCGGGGCGGGAAACUUGGAGCCUGGCACCCCGGGCAGCUGCUACCUGGACGCAGGGCUGCGGCGGCGCCUGCGGGAAGAGUGGGGUGUGAGCUGCUGGACUCUGCUGCAGGCCCCUGGAGAGGCCGUGCUGGUGCCCGCGGGGGCUCCCCACCAGGUGCAGGGGCUGGUCAGCACAGUGAGUGUCACUCAGCACUUCCUGUCCCCCGAGACCUCUGCCCUCUCUGCUAAGCUCUGCCACCAGGGGCCCAGCCUGCCCCCUGACUGCCGCCUGCUUUAUGCCCAGAUGGACUGGGCUGUGUUCCAAGCAGUGAAGUUGGCUGUGGGAACAUUGCAAGAGGCUAAAUAG
Messenger RNA from Mesoplodon densirostris (Blainville's beaked whale), 3513 nucleotides. RefSeq names its product HR lysine demethylase and nuclear receptor corepressor (gene HR). The coding region runs from base 1 to 3513 and encodes 1170 amino acids. Gene Ontology annotation, molecular function: transcription coregulator activity; histone H3K9 demethylase activity; chromatin DNA binding. The transcript has 18 exons. Lineage: Eukaryota; Metazoa; Chordata; Mammalia; Artiodactyla; Ziphiidae. The record is from RefSeq and is a predicted model, not a curated record. Gene Ontology annotation, biological process: regulation of transcription by RNA polymerase II. Gene Ontology annotation, cellular component: chromatin; histone deacetylase complex.